CACUGAAACAAUAAAAGAGCCUCACUCCUUCAAGCUUCUGAGAAGCAAGAAAAGCUAAACAAGCUCAGCAGAGAGAGAGAAGAUGGCCAUUCCCAGAAGCCCAAGAUUCCAGUUCCUCUGCGCUGCCCUCCUCCAGCUUCUGAUGAUCUCCGUGCACGUCUCGUCCUACCAGUACAAGGUGGGCGACUUGGACGCCUGGGGAAUCCCCACCGAAUCCAACUCUCAAGUCUAUGCACAGUGGUCCAAGUACCACUCCCUCAGGCUCGGCGAUUCCCUCUUGUUCCUGUACCCGCCCAGCCAGGAUUCGGUGGUCCAGGUCACGCAGCAAGCCUACGACGCCUGCAACGUCACGGAUCCCAUCCUGUACAUGAACAACGGCAACUCCCUCUUCAACGUGACCUCCCCCGGCGUGUUCUACUUCACCAGCGGCACCCCGGGCCACUGCGAGAAGGAGCAGAAGCUCCAAAUCUCCGUCCUCUCCGGGAACGGCUCCGCCUCCGCCUCCGCCCCGUCCGGCGGCCCGAACGCGCUGCCCGACAUCUCGCCCUCCUACCCCACCGUGUUCGGGUCGAUCCCGGCGGGGACGUCCUCGGCGCACUCCCGGGGCGUUCCGCCGGCGCUCGCGGCGAUGGCCGUCGGGCUUCUCGCGUACGCCGCGACCGGCGGCGGCGGCGGCGGCGGCCGGUUCAUGUGAGGAGCAGAAAUUCCGGGGAACAAUAUGGUUGAGCAUUAUUCAAUCUCGCUACACUUUCGGCCAUUUUGCUUAUUCAAGAAUUUCUGCAUAUAGUAAAAUUUUAUUUCAAACCGUUGUAAUUCUUUAGAGCAGAGCUCGAGGGAAUAAAAUUUUCAAUUUUUU
Syzygium oleosum is the source of this 856-nucleotide messenger RNA. Its product is annotated as mavicyanin. Gene Ontology annotation, molecular function: electron transfer activity. Gene Ontology annotation, cellular component: plasma membrane. Bases 83 to 694 code for a protein of 203 amino acids. The record is from RefSeq and is a predicted model, not a curated record. Lineage: Eukaryota; Viridiplantae; Streptophyta; Magnoliopsida; Myrtales; Myrtaceae. The transcript has 2 exons.